Sinocyclocheilus grahami is the source of this 2328-nucleotide messenger RNA. It is a transcript of the gene ablim2, whose product is annotated as actin binding LIM protein family, member 2. Gene Ontology annotation, cellular component: actin cytoskeleton. Gene Ontology annotation, molecular function: actin filament binding. The transcript is spliced from 19 exons. The record is from RefSeq and is a predicted model, not a curated record. NCBI's taxonomy places the organism in Eukaryota, Metazoa, Chordata, Actinopteri, Cypriniformes, Cyprinidae. Gene Ontology annotation, biological process: cytoskeleton organization; lamellipodium assembly.
AUGGAAGCACCAACAGGUUUCUUCCCCAUCCUCACCAGAAUGAACUUUUCAGAUGAACACAUUGUAGCAUUAACUGUCUCUCUCUUUUUUUCUGCAGUUUGUGGAUGUGAUUUGGCUCAGGGAGGCUUUUUUGUGCGUCAGGGCGAGUUUAUCUGCACUCUGGAUUAUCAGCGACUCUAUGGCACCCGCUGCUUCAGUUGUGAAGAGUUCAUUGAAGGGGAAGUUGUGUCCGCUCUGGGCAAGACAUACCAUCCACGCUGCUUUGUCUGUGCCAUCUGCAAGCAGCCAUUUCCAGCUGGGGGCCGCGUGACGUUUAAUGGGAAGGAGUGCGUUUGUGAGAAAUGCACUCAGCCUGUGCCAGUCAACAGCACGGCAUCCCCACAGGCUGUGCACAAUUGCUGUGCCUGUGGAAAGGAGUUUAAAAAUGAGCAGUCUCUGGUGGCAUUGGACAAGCACUGGCACCUUGGCUGCUUCAAGUGCAAAGUGUGCAAUAAAGUGCUUAAUGCAGAAUAUAUCAGCAAAGACGGGAUCCCCUACUGUGAGGCAGACUACCACGCCAUGUUCGGCAUCCAGUGUGAAACCUGCAAGAAAUACAUCACUGGAAAAGUACUUGAGGCUGGAGAAAAACACUAUCAUCCCACAUGUGCCAGAUGUGCAUGUUGUAACCAGAUGUUUGGGGAGGGGGAGGAGAUGUACCUGCAAGGUUCUUCCAUCUGGCAUCCUCCUUGCAGACAGGCAGCGCGUAUGGAGGAGAAGAGUAAGGUGACUAGAACAUCCUCUGAGAGCAUCACCUCUGCUCCUGCCUCCAGUACAUCAGGUUCCCCUAGCAGAGUUAUCUAUGCAAAGCUGGGUGAUGAACUUCUGGACUACAAGGACCUGGCUGCUCUUCCUAAAAUCAAAGCGAUCUACAACAUUGACAGACCUGACAUGCUCUCAUACUCACCCUAUGUGAGCUACCCUGUGGAGGACAGGACUUUUGGAGAGUCACCUCAGCAACUCACCCCCACUCCAACCGAGGGAGAUGGGGAAAAGUCUCCCCGGCAGAGGAGGCCCUCCAGCCCCAGCUCCAACAGCUCUUUAGGGGGUUAUGGCCGCUAUACGCCUUCCCGCUCACCUCAGACCUACAGCAGACCAGAGCAAUAUCUGAGUGUCAAAUACACCACUCAUCCAGAAAAUGUGUUGCCUGUUCCAACUUCGGGGAGGAGUAGUGCCCAUGGUAGUGCCAGAGGCUCCUCCCCACUGCCUUUGUACUGCGGCAGUGGUAGAAACACACCACAGGCAGGGAGUGGUGGUGUGGCCCUGCCCCUCAACCCCACUACUCUGGAUUUGCUCCAACACCACAACUACAUCCCUUACUUCAGAGGUAGUGAAAGCGGUCGGAGCACCCCCAGUUUCUCCACCUACUCUGAUGGCAAAUCUCCUUCCUCUACAUAUGUGGCGACCCCACGGCAUUUCCAUGUCCCAGAGACUAAAGUCAAAGAUAAUAUCUAUAGAAAGCCCCCUAUCUACAAACAGCAUGGUACAGUCCAGUCUCCGUACAACCAUGUUUCUUUGCAUGCUACCAGAACAAGUUGGAUGAAUCUGAAGAGUGAGAUGGAUGGACAGUCUCCAGAUCUGGACCCCAGGACCUCCACCCACAGCUUACCCACCGAUAUGUCUCAACCCAGUGAGUAACUUCCUUAAAGUCACGUCAGUUCACUCAGUGGCCAUCAUGCUAAUGCUUCUUACCAGGCGGCUGAUCUUGGCGAGGAUGAUGGCGAUCAUGACUCAUCCUGGAGUGGAAUGAGAGAGUACAAGGUCUAUCCCUAUGAUAUGCUAGCUGUGACCCACAGAGUCCGAGUAAAACUACCACGGGAUGUGGACCGCACCAGACUGGAGAGGCACCUGUCACCUGAGGACUUCUACAACGUAUUUGAGAUGACCAUUGAACAGUUUGACCGUUUGGCCUUGUGGAAGAAAAAUGACCUUAAGAAGAAAGCCCGCUUGUUUUAAAUCCCGCCGAAUCGCUUGAAGGAAAGCAAAGAUAAAGAGAAAACCUCUUCUCAUCCAUCCUGUGUGCAUGGAGGAUGAGUGUGAGAGAAAUAUAUAUGCACCUCCGUUCUGCUGCAUAGCUACUGUCAUCCCAUCUCACGCUGAGGAAGAGGGAGCGCUUUCACAACGCUGUUUGCCACCUAGCUUUGUUCGUGAAUGCCGCACCACAUGGUCUGAAUGUUACUCUGAUGCCGGAGAGUCGGCACUAAAUUCUCCAUAUUGUUUUUCUCUUUGAUUGUCUUUGAUCUUGCUCCCUCGCCUGUCUUUGUGAUUACGGCAUUGCAUUCUCUCUUUGUG